Molecule: messenger RNA, 2530 nt
Organism: Calliphora vicina (urban bluebottle blowfly)
Lineage: Eukaryota; Metazoa; Arthropoda; Insecta; Diptera; Calliphoridae
Gene: beta4GalNAcTA
Product: beta1,4-N-acetylgalactosaminyltransferase A
Exons: 5
Coding region: 218-1408 (396 amino acids)
Biological process (GO): glycosphingolipid biosynthetic process; carbohydrate metabolic process
Cellular component (GO): Golgi apparatus
Molecular function (GO): N-acetyl-beta-glucosaminyl-derivative 4-beta-N-acetylgalactosaminyltransferase activity; galactosyltransferase activity
Source: RefSeq, a predicted model, not a curated record
CAUCUCUGUCAUGAUACUGUAUUGAUUUGGAAAAAUUGGUGGAAAAAAACUCGAAAAUAACUAGGUUGUUUGAAAUAAUAUAAAAAAUAAUAUCUAAAUGGGUUCUUUUCAAUGUGGACUUCCAGCCAUAGCACCUGUAACUGAAAAUAAAUUUUACCUAAAAUCCUUUAACUAUUGAAUUUAGUUAGUAGUGGUUUAGGUGGUGGCACAUUGGAGGAUGACGAGUAAAGUGUAUGUCGCAUUACGUUAUUUAUUUUGUGGUGUUUGUAUGCUGUUGGCUCUUAAUUUGUUAAUUGACUAUUUUGCUGAUAAAUCUAGUGUCUCAUCAUCGUUCAGUAGAUUGGGGUUACGCAAAACGUACAAGUACAAUGGCACCGUACUAAACCAAACAGCAGUAAAUAAUAAAGACAACAACCACAACAAUAAUAAUAAUUCCUUAUCAUCUGCUACAAGAGCAUCUUCCCUAGCCUAUGCUAAUAAUAAUGUAACCGCAAUUAAUUCAAAUGCUUCCAACAACAGUAAUAAUUUUAUGGAAAACAGCAACGGCAACAGCAGCAGCUUAAGCAAAGAAAUACUAAAUACAACCGCUUUAACACUUUGUCAGGAUCCUGUAAUUGAGGAGAGUAGUCCCUUUGUACCUAAUAUUACUUUAGAAUCUCUAGAUGUUGUUGAUGCCCAAUUGGGUCCUUUAUUGGAAACCGGCGGUGCUUUCAAACCAAAAGACUGUAUAGCCCAGCAUCAUGUCGCUAUUGUGGUGCCUUUUCGCGACCGAUACGCACAUCUUUCGAUCUUCCUGCGAAACAUACAUCCAUUUCUCAUGCAACAGCAUAUAGCCUACAGAAUUUUCAUUGUCGAACAAACGAAUGGCAAGCCUUUUAACAGAGCGGCUCUGAUGAAUAUUGGUUUCUUAGAAGCCAUGAAACUUUAUAAAUGGGACUGUUUUAUAUUCCACGAUGUUGAUUUAUUGCCGCUGGACAAUCGCAAUUUAUAUAAUUGUCCGCGUCAGCCACGACACAUGUCGGUGGCUAUUGAUAAAUUUAAUUAUAAGUUGCCUUAUCGAACAAUAUUUGGUGGUGUCUCCGCUAUGACCAGGGAACACUUUUUAACUGUUAAUGGAUUUUCAAAUUCAUAUUUUGGCUGGGGUGGUGAGGAUGAUGAUAUGUCGAAUAGAUUACGAAAUGCUAAUUUAUUUAUAGCACGCUAUCCCAUCAAUAUUGCACGUUAUAUGAUGCUAAAACAUCAAAAGGAAAAAGCCAAUCCCAAACGUUACGAGAAUUUAGUGAAUGGAAUUAAUAAAAUCGGCAAUGACGGCUUAAACUCCAUAAAAUAUGAUAUUUAUAGUUACAAAUCAUAUCCAACGUUCAGUUGGUAUUAUGCCGAGUUAAAAGUAUCCGAACAGAAAAGUUAAAUAUAACAAACAACGAAGACAACAACAAGCAUUCAUGAUAUACGAAAUUGAAAAGUUCUUCCCCUUUACUAAAUAAGUAUGUAUGUAUGUAAUACUUUCAUGCAGGAAAAGUAUUUAAGAAAAUUGGCAAUUAGUACAAAGUUAAAUUUACAAACAUUUGUUUUUGUAGGAACGAUAAUUAAUUUUAUUAGUAUUAACUUUCAAUUUCCAUAUCAUGUAUGUAGUAGGCUGGCAAGAAACAAACACAAUCUUCAACCGAACAUACAUAUUGUAUCGUAACUUAAGAAUCUACAGUCUUCUCGUUUUAUAUUUUGCAAACUUCCCCAAAUUAAUUUAUAUUUCCUGUUUUUUUUUUGUAGAUUUUUUCAUAGACUUUAAAAUAAAUAUAUAGUGAUAUAGUUAUUAGCUUGAUGAAGAGUAAAGUUAAAAGUAGCAGACAUUCUUUUUUAGAAUUUUAUUAUUAAUAUGUUAUACAUAUUUAGAGUAUUUAAACUAAAAGGAAAAAAAAUAACAUUUUGUUUUGCCACAUUUAUUUCAAAGAUAAAUCUUCCAAUUUUUACAUUCCAAUGAAUCUCUUGUUAGUAUGUUUUAUUUUUGUUAAAUUUUUUGUUUUAAUUUAUUAAUUUCUGGUAUACUACUCUAGUAUAACUAACUAACUAUACAUAAUUUGUAAUCUCAUUUAUGCUCUAUAUAGAAUCUCUUAUUUAUUUUGUUGAUAUUAGCCAUGUGAACAAAUAUAAAAAACGGAAAAUAAUUUCUACAUUUGAAAAUUUUAUUCUUUAUACAUUAACAACAACUCUUUCGAACUAUUUAAGAUAAAAUUUUUGUAUUAUAUGUAAGAAGUAAAAAAAGAAAAACAUUUUAUAUACAUACAUCAAAACAAAUUGCUUUAAUAAAAUUAUAUAACAAAAAAGAAAAUAAUUGGAAUCUAAUUAAAUUGUUUGUGAUACAAUAAUAUUGUUAAAAUAAAUCUCAAUAAAAAAUAACAAAAUUAGCAUACAAAUUAUUUGUAAAUUAUUAUUAUAAUUAAUUAUUAAAAAUCUAUUUAGUAACAAUUUCAAAAACUCAAUUGUAUAUACAAAAACUUUAUUCUUUUUUUUUCAAAAUAAAAUUUUCAAACUA